AUGUCUGACCGUGGUCGUGGUGGUGGUCGAGGACGAGGUCGCGGUGAGUUCCGCGGUGGCGGUGGCGGUCGUGGAGGGGGCCGUGGCGGUGGUCGGGGCGGCGGAGGUGCUGGCCGGGGCGACUUCCACGGCGGCGGCGUCCGGGGAGGUCCUGUUCAUGUAUAUUCGGGCCGCAAUGGUAUCCCACAACCCGACCCCGCCAUUACGAAGCUUGAGGACACCUACAUCCAGAAUUAUGCCGGCGAUAUCACGUCCAAGCUCGGCAAGCUGUCUCUCUCCGAUAAGCCGGAGUUUUUCCCCCACCGCCCAGCUUUCGGCACAGAGGGCAAUCCGGUCACCCUCUGGGCCAACUAUUUCCCCCUCAACAUCAAGAAAAACACGCCCUUGUAUCAGUACAGCAUCCGCGUUUUGGACAAGAAGGUCACCAAAGAGCAGGCUGAGGCUGUCGAUGUCGAAAGAUCCCCUCAACCGCAGAAGGGCAAGGGCAAGGGCAAGGGAAAGGGCAAGGAGGACUCGCAAAAGCCUGCUCCUCCUAAGGAGGCCAAGGGCCAAAAACGGGAAAAGGUGAUUCAACAGGCCCUGAGCGGUUUCCCGACUCAUACCGUGACUACAGAGCUCAAGUCUCAGGUCGUCUCCGUCGGCCCCCUUAAACUCCCUCCGGAUAACAUCAUCGAGGUCACCUUAGCCGAAGCCGGUAGCAAGAGCGAAACAUGGUUCGUUUACUUCGACGGCCCACAGUCCAUGGAUCUGACUGGGCUUGUGAGAUUUGUCGAAGAGCAAGGGGACAAGGGCAGCGAGGAUGUCUUUCCCAAGUACCAAGCUGAAAUCAACUCUCUUAACGUCGUGCUGGGCCACACGCCCCGUUCUGACCCGAACACAGAGGUUGUUGGCCGGAGUCGCUUCUUUGCCCUCGAUAAAGGACGUGUCGAGGCGUCGUUGCAGUUGCAGUCACAACUGAUUGACAUUCUCCGCGGUUAUGUCCAAGCCGUGCGCCCGGCGACCGGCCGUCUGCUUCUGAAUGUCAAUGUGACCCACGGAAUCUUCCGCAAAGGGAUUAAACUAGAUAAGCUUUUCAAGUCUAUGGGCUUGACCGGUCUGAACGACCCAGACAAGCUUUCCGAUCAGAAGCUGAAGCAUGAUCUGGUCAGAGUCAACAAGGUUAUCUCGAAGGCUAGAAUUCAGUGCAUGGUCCCGGACGUCAACGGAAAGCUCAUUCCGGUUGAGCGGACCAUUGCCGGCCUGGCAACCACUAAGGAUGGUCCCAAGAAGAGGGGCAAGGAUGAGAAAGACGAAGGAAACAGGCCCGAAUUCUUCUUCCCUGACUUUCCCUACACUAGCCCGGCAACGACUAGGUUUCUUCUCCGGCCUCCAAAGACCCCGAGAGACCCGCCGAAGGGCCUCAAGUACGGCGAUAAGGUUACUGUUGAGGCAUACUUCAAAGCCAAGUACAACCAGCAGGUCAACCCCGGCUUGCCCCUUAUCAACAUCGGCACUUCGACGGAGCCGGUAUACUUCGUGGCAGAGCUGUGCACGCUUUUGCCGUCCUCACUCAAGGCGAAAUUGUCGCCGAAGGAGCAGGAUGCCAUGAUCCAAUUUGCUUGCCGUCCUCCUCCCGCCAAUGCCCUAUCCAUAACGCAAAAGGGCCGGGAGCUUUUGCGGCUUGACAGCAAUCCCCUCUUGGAGAAAUUCGGCAUUGAGGUCGGAAAAGAAUUGAUCACGGUGGAGGGCCGUGAAUUGACUCCACCAUCCUUGAAAUAUGCGAACGACACAAAGGUCCCAGAGGAAGGUGGUUGGCUAAUGAAGAAGGUCAAGGUGUACAAACCCAAUCCCAUUCCGAUUAACACCUGGACAUUUAUGACAAUCGGGUUCAACUCUCACGGCAAGCUCCAGGAAGAUGUUCAUAAGUUCGCGCGCUGGCUGCGGAACGAUAUGGGCAUCAACAUCGCCCCAACUCCCGUCCCCGCUAACGGUGUGAAGGCGAACAGCAAUGAGGCAGCCAUCCACAACGCUUUCGCGCGUCUGGAUAAGGACAAAAAGCGCCCGAAUUUUGUGCUCGUCAUCCUGCCAGAGAAGAGCACGUCUCUAUAUAACAUGGUCAAGAAAACCGCCGACGUCGACUUUGGCUUCCAGACUGUUUGCGUGGUGGGGAACAAGUUCACCAAAGAAGGUGGCCAGUUGGGAUAUUUCUCCAACGUUGGCCUGAAGGUCAACCUCAAGUUUGGUGGCGUCAACCACCACGUUGAGGAUGCAGUCGGGCUCAUCAAGGGUGGCAAGACCAUGUUUGUUGGCUACGACGUCACCCACCCGACCAACAUGUCGGCUGCUGCGGCAGAGAAGGCGCCCAGUAUCGUCGGCUUAGUGGCCAGCAUCGACAGGGAGCUUGGCCAGUGGCCUGCCGUGGUAUUCCAGAACCCCAAGGGCCAGGAACAAGUUGACAAGGUCUUCGCCGACCACUUCAAGAGCCGCUUGCGCUUGUGGCAGAACAAUAACAGCGGCCAUCUCCCGCAGAACAUCAUCAUCUUCCGCGACGGUGUCUCGGAGGGUCAGUUCAAGAUGGUCUUGGACGUCGAGUUGCCUUACAUCCGCGACGCCUGCCGCGCGGUGUAUCCCAACGGAAAGCAGCCGCGUCUGACGCUCAUCGUGUCGGUGAAGCGCCAUCAGACGCGCUUCUACCCGACCGAUCCGACCCACGCUCAUCACAAGUCCAUGAGCCCCAAGGAGGGCACCAUCGUCGACCGCGGCGUUACUAACGUCCGCUAUUGGGACUUUUUCUUGCAGGCGCACGCUUCGUUACAGGGCACCGCCCGCCCAGCGCACUACACCGUCCUCCUGGACGAGAUCUUCCGCGCCGAUUUCGGCCCCCAGGCCGCCAACAAGCUGGAGCGUCUCACCCAUGACAUGUGCUACAUGUACGGGCGCGCCACCAAGGCUGUUAGUAUCUGCCCGCCCGCGUACUAUGCUGAUUUGGUGUGCACGCGGGCCCGCAUCCACCAGAGCGAGCUUUUUGACGACGAAGGCAGCUCGAUUAACGAUGGAGAACGCGAGAGGAUCACGAGGAGACGGGUGCAUGAGAGGGUGAAAGAUAGUAUGUAUUACAUCUAA
This is a messenger RNA of Thermochaetoides thermophila DSM 1495, 3102 nucleotides long. RefSeq lists its product as uncharacterized. Gene Ontology annotation, molecular function: RNA binding; protein binding. The transcript has 5 exons. The record is from RefSeq and is a predicted model, not a curated record. The coding region runs from base 1 to 3102 and encodes 1033 amino acids. NCBI's taxonomy places the organism in Eukaryota, Fungi, Ascomycota, Sordariomycetes, Sordariales, Chaetomiaceae.